Molecule: messenger RNA, 1690 nt
Organism: Amblyraja radiata (thorny skate)
Lineage: Eukaryota; Metazoa; Chordata; Chondrichthyes; Rajiformes; Rajidae
Product: ceroid-lipofuscinosis neuronal protein 6 homolog
Exons: 9
Coding region: 672-1574 (300 amino acids)
Biological process (GO): lysosome organization
Cellular component (GO): membrane; endoplasmic reticulum
Source: RefSeq, a predicted model, not a curated record
CCAGGCCCCGGGCUCACCUGCGCCAACAGCCGCCGGCUCUCCACCUCCGAGCGGUUGAGCAGCAGCGCGGCCAGCGUCAGCACCCGGCCCUCGCUCGCCGCCUUGUACACGUCAAAGGAAUUCACGUUUAAUCCAAGGAGGCAAUUCUGGAAGAAUGACAACCCCAUUUGCUUGCAACUGGUGAAUCCAAAAAGGUGCAACUCACGUGGAUUAUAGGAACAGUCUUCAAACAGCACCCUGGCAAGCAGCUUAAUCAUACAGAUUUCCAUCAUCCGCCUUUUAAAAAAAAACACGUUCCCAACGAGUGGAACAAACAUCAGCCGAUUGGAGUUUAGACAGGCAGAGGGCGGGUUCAGAGUGAGAGGGCGUUCCGAACCAACCAAGUGCGGCACAAGAGAGGGUUGACUGCCAGACAGCAAGUUGAACGUCUCUCUGGGCUGGAGCCGCGCUCCCUCUCUGCUGAGAAAGAGGACGCGAGUGGUCGAGUCUAAUGUAUCAAACGACGCGGCGCUGGAUACCAUGUGAGCUGCAGUUUCCUUGGCCCCGCUCCUCGUACAUCUGGGGCAGAUGUGGAUUCGGGAUCGGGGUUUUGCAACCCAUGGUGUAGCGAAGCAAGAGCAAAUUUAAACCAUUAAUAAGGAAGACGGCGCCUUCUCCACAGGCAACUCAACAUGCGGAAACGACAGCAGCAACCUCUACAAACUCCCUUCUUCCUUCCCAGGAAUGCAGGAAAUGAGCCGGAAAACCUGGAUAAAAAGCCUCAGUUUCACUUGGAUCUUUGGUUCUACUUCACGGUGCAAAACUGGAUCCUGGAUUUUGGCCGUCCCAUUGCAAUGAUCAUCCUUCCCUUGGAGUGGUUUCCACUGAAUAAGCCAAGUGUUGGUGAUUAUUUCCACAUGGCCUAUAACAUCAUCACACCAUUCCUCCUGCUGAAGCUUAUCGAGCGCUCCCCCAAGACUCUGCCUCUGUCCGCAGUGUACAUCUGCAUCAUCACGUUUGUGAUGGGAGCCAGCAUUCAUCUUGUGGGUGAUUCCGUGAACCACCGGCUCAUUUUAAGCGGCUACCAGCUGCACUUGUCUGUUCGAGAUAACCCAAUGAUGAAGGAGCUGAAACCAGAGACACUGAUUGACUCGUUUGAGCUGCUUUACUACUAUGAUGAAUCUUUGGGUCACCUGAUGUGGUACAUUCCUCUCUUCAUAAUUUUCUGCCUGUAUUUUACUGGUUGCUUCACCCUGUGUCGCAAGGACAGCAGAAUGCCUAUGUCCGCAUGGCUUCUCCUCGGUCCAAGCAGCCUCUACUACUGGUACCUGGUGACAGAGGGUCAGAUCUUCGUCCUCUAUAUCUUCACCACCUUUGCCAUGAUGGCUACAGUGAUGCACAAGAAACGCAAAGGCCUGGUCAUGGACAGCAACGGCCUUUUCCUCUUUUACUCCUUCUGUAUCACGCUGGUCCUGAUCGCCGUAUGGGUGGCCUUCCUUUGGAAUGACAAAAUUCUCCGGCGAAAGUACCCGGGAGUGAUGUAUGUGCCAGAACCCUGGGCUUAUUACACCCUCCACAUCAAGAAGACACCAUAGGUUUUUGCCCCCCUCCCGUUUCUCAGGUGGGUUUAGCUGAGGCCUCAGCUGCUGCUCGAACAGGUAGGCAAAGCUUCCGUCAGAAAAGUUGAACCAGGGUGUAGCAAUACCAUAUG